Camelina sativa (false flax) is the source of this 2263-nucleotide messenger RNA. Its product is annotated as cysteine-rich receptor-like protein kinase 10. The record is from RefSeq and is a predicted model, not a curated record. Gene Ontology annotation, molecular function: ATP binding; protein serine/threonine kinase activity. Gene Ontology annotation, cellular component: plasma membrane. Gene Ontology annotation, biological process: defense response to bacterium; protein phosphorylation. NCBI's taxonomy places the organism in Eukaryota, Viridiplantae, Streptophyta, Magnoliopsida, Brassicales, Brassicaceae.
GCCACAGAGAAGAGAGCCACAAAUAAAAAAUCAAAUUAUUGUUUCAUAUAUAUCGCCACUUCCCAAAAGCUUCUUGAUUAGGAAGACACAAAAAUCAAGAAAAAAGCCAAAUUAUGUCUUCUCGCGCCUCUUUCAUCUUCCUUUGCUUUUUCUCCUUCCUUACUUGCUUCAAAGUUUCUGCUCAAAAUCAAGAUCACACUUACCUUUACCAUAUUUGUCCCAACACGACGACGUAUUCAGGAAACAGCACUUACUUGACCAAUCUCAGAACCGUUUUGGCUUCUCUCUCGUCCCGUAACUCCCCUUACUCCACCGGAUUCCAAAACGCCACAGCCGGGAAAGCUCCCGACAGGGUCACCGGGCUUUUCCUCUGCCGUGGUGACUUGUCGCCGGAAGUUUGCCGUCGCUGCGUCACCUUUGCCGUCAACGACACUUUCAAUCGGUGUCCUAAGGAGAGAGUGGUCGUGGUUUAUUACGAUGAGUGUAUGCUCAGAUACUCUAACGAGAGUAUACUCUCAACCCUAAGCACCGGUGGAGGAAUGUAUAUGUGGAACAACCAAAACGUUACAUCUAACCAACUCGACCAAUUCAAAGAUUUGGUCGCGUCCACUAUGAACCAAGCCGCCACUGAAGCUGCCAACAGUCCCAGAAAAUUCAGCGCAAGAACAGCCAAUUUUACUCGGUUGCGGAGUUUGUACGGACUGGUUCAGUGCACUCCUGAUCUGACGAGACAAGACUGUUUGAGUUGUCUUCAACAAAGCAUUAAUCAGUUACCUACUGACAAAAUUGGGGGAAGAUUCAUUAUGCACAGCUGUAAUUCAAGAUACGAGCUUUACGCGUUUUACAACGAAUCCGCCAUUACAAUACCUUCACCACCGCCGCCACCACCACGGCCGGUUUCUGCUCCUCCUGUGUCAGCUCCUCCUCGACCUGGGAAAGGUGGGAAUUCAAAUGUGUUAGUGGUAGCCAUUGUUGUACCUAUUGUAGUGGCUGUUCUGCUUUUCAUAGCUGGUUAUUGUUUCCUUGCAAAAAGGGCAAAGAAGAGUUAUGACACAACAUCUGCAUAUGAUGGAGAUGAUAUCACAACCGCAGACUCACUGCAGCUUGAUUAUAGAAAAAUUCAAACUGCAACUGAUGAUUUUGCAGCGAGUAAUAAGAUUGGUCAAGGUGGAUUUGGUGAGGUUUACAAGGGCACGUUAACGGAUGGGACUGAAGUUGCGGUGAAGAGGCUAUCAAAGUCAUCAGGACAAGGUGAAGUAGAGUUCAAAAACGAGGUUGUUGUGGUUGCAAAGCUUCAGCAUAGAAAUUUGGUCAAGCUUCUCGGGUUUUGUCUAGACGGAGAAGAAAGGUUACUCGUGUACGAUUAUGUCCCCAACAAAAGCCUUGAUUUUUUCCUCUUUGACCCUGCAAAGCAAGGUCAGCUGGAUUGGACUCGACGAUACAAGAUUAUUGGUGGAGUUGCUCGAGGGAUUCUGUAUCUUCAUCAAGAUUCACGACUCACAAUCAUACACCGUGACCUCAAAGCAAGUAACAUUCUCUUGGAUGCAGACAUGAAUCCUAAAAUUGCGGAUUUUGGAAUGGCCAGGAUCUUUGGAUUGGACCAAACCCAAGAAAACACUAGCCGAAUUGUUGGUACCUAUGGUUACAUGUCUCCCGAGUAUGCAAUGCAUGGUCAGUACUCAAUGAAAUCUGAUAUCUAUAGCUUUGGAGUGUUAGUUCUUGAGAUUAUAAGCGGAAAGAAGAAUAGCAGCUUCUACCAAACAGACGGAGCACAUGACUUGGUCUCAUAUGCUUGGAGGCUUUGGAGUAACGGGACACCAUCAGAACUUGUGGAUCCAGCUAUUGCAGAUAGUUUUCAAAGAAAUGAAGUUGUUCGAUGUGUCCAUAUCGGUCUUUUAUGUGUUCAAGAAGAUCCUGCUGAGCGUCCUACAUUGUCAUCCAUUGUUAUGAUGCUCACUAGUAACACUGUGACUUUGCCCGUCCCACGGCAACCAGGUCUUUUUUUCCAGAGUAGAAUUGGAAAAGAUCCUCUUGAUACGGACCAAUUUUCAACGACCAGGUCUCUUAUAGGAUCUGUUGACGAUGCAACGAUCACAGAUUUAUAUCCUCGUUGAGUAUAAAUGAUUAUCUUCUUGCCUGAUUCCUGAAUCUAUUGGUGUCGAAAAUAAGUUAAAUUGUUUUGUAUUUUUAGUACUGUAAUUGUAACCACAAGUCCACAAGCUUGCAUGAGAUAUAUACCAUUUACAGGUUUCUUCUUGAAUAC